AUCAGGAAAUACCGCACUCUGACAGAGCUGAUCACAGAUGCAAUGGAGUAUGUGAAAAACCCCUACAAGGGGAAAAAACUGAAGACUCAUCCCGACUUCCCGAAGAAAGCGCUGACUCCCUACUUCCGGUUCUUUAUGGAGAAGCGAGCCAAGUACGCCAAGAUCCAUCCGGAAAUGAGUAACCUGGACCUGACCAAGAUCCUCUCCAAGAAAUACAGGGAACUGCCCGAGAAGAAAAAGCUCAAAUAUGUUGAGGAUUUCAAGCAGGAGAAGGAGCAGUUUGAACACGCCAUGGCGAAAUUCAGGAUCAAGCACCCAGAGCUCCUGGAGGUGCAGAAAAAGUCAGAUAUUCCAGAGAAACCCAAAACACCCCAACAACUGUGGUACAACCACGAGAAGAAAGCUUUCCUCAAACUGCACCCAGAGCAGGUCAGCCUGAAGGAGCUGAAGGAUGCUCUCCGCAAACAGUGGUCACAGCUGUCUGACAAGAAACGCCUCAAGUGGAUCAGCAAAGCUCUCGAGCUGCAGAAAGAUUACGAGGCCACACUGAAGGUUUAUAUUGAAGCUCAUCCCGACUCGACCCUGGACGAGCCGGUCAAGUCCGUCCUCACCAAAGCCGAGCGUCAGCUGAAAGAUAAAUUUGACGGCCGACCGACCAAACCACCUCCGAAUGGGUACUCGCUGUACUGUGCGGAGCUGAUGGUGAACAUGAAGGACGUGCCCAGCACUGAGCGCAUGGUGCUGUGCAGCAAACAGUGGAAGGUGAUGUCGCAGAAGGAGAAGGACAUGUAUCAGAAGCGAUGUGAGCAGAGGAAGAAGCUGUACGAGUCUGAAAUACAGAGAUUCCUGGAGAGUCUCCCAGAUGAAGAGCGAGAGCGAGUGCUCCUGGAGGAGAAGCUGGGUGGCCGACUCAGUAAUAGCACCAUAGCGGGCGCUCAGACCAGCAGCCCCCUGAGGGCUAAAAUCAGCCCCACCUUACCUGAAUCGCCAACCUCCAAGAGGGCUCCCGAACGCCCCAAGCAACCUAUCUCCGCCAUGUUCCUAUUUUUCCAAGAAAAGCGGAAGGAUAAUCCCGAGUUGUCGGAGAGCGAGCUGACACGACAGCUGGCCAGGAUGUGGAACGAUUUGUCAGAAAAGAAGAGGGAGAAGUACAAGAAGAUGGAGCGAGCCCUGAAAGCAGAGCACGAGCAGAAGAUGCAGAGUUUCCUGAAGGAGAAGAAGGACGUCGGGGGCAAGAAAAAGCCACGGCUGCCGGAGACACCCAAGACAGCCGAGGAGAUGUGGCAGCGCAGUGUCGUGUCCGAGUACCUGGUGAGGUGCAAGAACGACAGCAGGAAGGCACAGGCAGCCAUGGAAAUGGCCUGGUCAGCGCUGGAUAAGAAACAGAAGAUUCCCUGGAUAAAGAAAGCAGCAAACGACCAGAAGCGAUACGAGAGAGAGUUGACGGAAAUCCGGUCGCCCGUCACAGCGCAAUCGCAGAAGAAGAUGAAAUUCGACGGGGAACCGAAGAAGCCGCCAAUGAGCGGGUACCAGAUGUUCUCGCAGGAGCUGCUGACAAACGGGGAGCUGACUCACUUUGGGCUGAAGGAGCGGAUGGUGGAGAUUGGCCGGCGAUGGCAGAAGCAGAGCCAGGCACAGAAGGACGGUUACAAGAAGCUGGUGGAGGAGCAGCAGCUGGAGUACAAGGCCGACCUGGAGGUCUGGCUCAAGAGCCUCUCAACCCAAGAGCGUGCAGUAUACAAGGAAUAUACAACAGCGAAACGUAAAGGUUCUGGCAAAGCCCUGGGACCCCCAGCGAAGGUUAAUGUGCUGUCUCAGGUGGAGGAGUCGGAUUCCUCUGACUCUGAAGACGAAGCUGAGAAGAGCGCGGAGUCUGAGUCCAACGACGAUGAGGAAGAGGAUUCGUCCGGCUCGUCCGAGAGCGGUACUGACGAGGACGGAGAGAACGAGGAUGAGGAAGAUGCCGAGGAGGAUGAAGAGGAAGAUGAGGAGGACCAGUCCGAUGGGAGCAGCUCGUCCUCGGAGGGCUCAUCGGGGUCAGAGUCGGACUAACCCUAACUGCGACCAGGAGGGAGGGAGAGAACAGGGGAACCCUGAGGCGAGGCCAUAUAGCACACGACACACAGAGCAAAUAUCGCCCACAAGCUGAGUUUAUCACCAGCAUUCUAACAGGAGAACCCCUUCAACCCCCUCCCCCAUCCACCCCACACCCAUUGCCCCCUCCCCUGGCAAAGCCCCUCUCCUAGUCCAUCGCCCUCUCCAUCAAAGGCUGCCUCGUCCAUCACCCUAUCCCACCACCCAAACCCCAGCCCUUUUCCCCCCUCCCACACCCUCU
This is a messenger RNA of Callorhinchus milii (elephant shark), 2335 nucleotides long. RefSeq names its product upstream binding transcription factor, like (gene ubtfl). Lineage: Eukaryota; Metazoa; Chordata; Chondrichthyes; Chimaeriformes; Callorhinchidae. The record is from RefSeq and is a predicted model, not a curated record.